AUGCAUCAAAAGAACAUUUUGUUUGUUACAUCCUUAUUAUUAGCAUUCUUCUUACAAGCGUGUUUGGCAAAUGGUAUAGUAGACAUCAGUCAGCCUAAUAUUACAAUUGCUGCUGAAAACAACGAUGAUGAUCUAUAUGUAGAUAACCCGGUAAAGUCUUUUUUUUUGGCCAUUUCCAUGAUUAUUGUCUCUGAAAUUGGUGACAAAACAUUUAUAAUUGCAGUUUUAAUGGCUAUGCGUAACUCGAAAUGGACUGUUUUUUUUGGAUCUGCAUCUUCUUUGGUUAUCAUGACUAUUUUGUCUGGCAUCUUAGGUCAUUCUAUAACAACACUGAUUUCAGAAAAACCAGUUACUUUACUUGGUGCGUUAUGUUUCUUUUUGUUUGGUUAUGCAACCUUAAAGGAAGCUUUACAAAUGUCAAGUAGUACUGGUGUUGAAGAAACCAUGGCUGAAGUUAAGGAAGAAAUGUCCGUUAAAAAUUUAAACAAAGCUUUAAAUAACGCAGAGAAGGGUGGUGAUGCACGUAAAUCUGGUAUUAAUAGCUCCCGUUCUUAUUCGUUUAAUAAUGUUAUCAGAAGAUUUACAAAGUUUUUAUCAUACAUGUUCUCUCCAAUUUUUUUACAAGUUUUCGUUAUGGUAUUUUUGGGUGAAAUCGGCGAUCGUUCUCAAAUUAGUAUUAUUAUUAUGGGAUUUACUGACAAAUAUUGGCUUUGUAUAUUAGCUGCUUGUAUUGGAAACAUAUUAUGUUCCAGUAUAGCUGUCAUUGGUGGCAGCCUAUUGGCUUCCAAGGUUAGCAUGAAAACUGUUUCUUUAAUUGGUGCAAGUGUUUUCUUUUUAUUCGGUUUUGUCUAUAUAAUCCAUUUCCUUAGAUUUUAG
Saccharomycodes ludwigii is the source of this 876-nucleotide messenger RNA. Its product is annotated as TMEM165/GDT1 family protein. The record is from RefSeq and is a predicted model, not a curated record. Gene Ontology annotation, biological process: calcium ion transmembrane transport; Golgi calcium ion homeostasis; manganese ion transmembrane transport. Bases 1 to 876 code for a protein of 291 amino acids. Lineage: Eukaryota; Fungi; Ascomycota; Saccharomycetes; Saccharomycodales; Saccharomycodaceae. Gene Ontology annotation, molecular function: calcium ion transmembrane transporter activity; manganese ion transmembrane transporter activity. The transcript has a single exon. Gene Ontology annotation, cellular component: Golgi apparatus; fungal-type vacuole membrane.